AUGUCUGAAGAUAUGCCUCCAUCCUCCUGGCGCUCUCUGGCCUCCGCCGCCGGCCGCUCCCUCAAGGGCUACGUCGCGCAGCAGCGCGAGCUCAAACAAUCCUACCCCUCGUGGCGCGGCACUCCUCCGCAAGACUCUGAUGCAACACCGAAGAAGCAGUCGUGGGGCCAGUGGGCUGGGCAGAAACUGCGUCGCGGGAGCCAGAGCGAGUACGACGUCAGUGGCGACAGGAUAACUAUCUUCCCGGGUUGGGCUACGCGCCGGUAUCGCGAGCCGCAAAGGGAUGGGCAGGAAGACGCACAGUUCGACAUCGACGUCUUCGUAUCUGGGUACACCUGCAAACUCACUGGCGUCGGGUUCAACACUAAGGCGGGUCGCGCAUUUCUACGACUAGCGAAAAGUUACGCCGCACUACCCAAGCUGUCCGUCGGGUCUGGAAUGUCGACAGCUAUUACCCCCAUGAGUAGAUCCACCGAAGAGCUCCUCGCUCAUGCACACCUACCUCCACCUCCAGAUCAAAUCACAGACGAGUCCGAAAUGCAGGCACUCGACGAGAGGCUACGCCGGAUAGAGUUCGACACACGGAGCGUCGAUAGCGGACGCAGCGGACAUGAUGCGCCCUCGCUAGACUACUCCGACUCACACAGUUCCCGCCCUCCCUCUGCCUCUUCUGCCUCGUCGACGUACUCGAGCUCGGGACCUGGAUAUUCUCGAAGUUCGAGAUCGUCGCCCCCUUCUUCGGCUACGCCCCUGGGCUUGGGUGCAGGCUCAUCUGACCUCCAACGGUGGCACGCGAACCUCGAAGCACGCUUGCAUCCCUUCUGGUCUUCUGCCCUCGUGAAUCGAACCGUGCGCCUCUCUCUGUAUGCGGCAGACCCCACGCUAUACGAGGACGGGGCCACGGACGAGUCUGGUUCCUCGGGAAGCUCAGCCUCGCCGGAGAAAUCGCCAAUCCUCACGCGCGAAGUGAUUACCGCUGCAGAUGGCUCGUUCCAGGUCAAAUUCUCUGUACCGUGGGAGCAGAUGUGCGUCCAUCCCGGUGCCUUGCACAUUGCGUUUGGCGGGCCGGGCCUCGAGCAAGACUUGUUUGUGGUCGCAGAGCUCCUCGCACCUCCAUCUCCAGGACCCGGCACACCCGCGACACCACAAGGUCCUUCAACAUCAAGAUAUAUGUCCCGAUUUCCCGCGCCAGUCACUGUUUCUACCUCCAUCGCAAUCCCACUCUCCUGUUCCUCAGUGCGCGUAAUUUCGGACAUCGACGACACGAUCAAGCUCUCAGGCAUCCUCGGCGGGGCCCGGGCGGUGUUCCAUAACGUCUUCGUGAAAGAUCUCCGAGACAGCGUUAUCCGCGGUAUGGGUGACUGGUACACGGGCAUGUGGAAGCGCGGCGUGCGAUUCCACUAUGUGUCCAAUGGCCCCUUCGAACUUCUCCCGAUCGUGAACGAGUUCCUCCAAAUUGCUCGUCUACCCCCAGGAUCGAUCCGGCUGCGCUCCUAUGGCGGCCGCUCGCUCUUCAACGGCCUCCUCUCCGCACCCGCGAUGCGCAAGCGCACGGGCGUGCUCGACGUGCUGAACCACUUCCCUGAGGCGCACUUCAUCCUCGUCGGCGACUCCGGCGAACAGGACCUCGAGCUCUACGCCGAGCUCGCACGCGAGCGCCCGGACCAGAUCGUCGGCAUCUUCAUUCGCGACGCCGGCGUGCGUGGCGGGGACAUCCUCCCGCUUGAAGACCCAAUAGGCGCUGAUGCGUACCGCGGCGGCAUGGACGCGGCGUUCGGGCUGCCGGGGAGCGCGCCUGCUGGAGGAGGGAUGCGCGGCGCCGGUAGGCGUAUCGUUGGGCGGUACGGCCCAUCACGCUCGAUGUCUGACGCAAUUCCCGGGGCGAGCACACCCAUGCCGUCAAGACCGUCGGGCAGGGCGCGCUCGGGCAGCGAUGUGGGCACACCGUCGGGCGGGCCGUCGCCAACAACCGACUACUUCAGCUCGGCGCCGCGGACCCACUCGCCGAUUACUGAGGAGCCUAGCGGGACGCCGCCGAUGGGCUUCCAGGAUGCGAAGGAGGACGCGACCCCUAGCUCGUUCCCUCCGUCUGGGUUCGCGCGACCGCAGGGUACGGUCGAAUGGACGGACGCUACUGCACGAUGGCAGCCGCAGCUGCCGCCGCCGCGCCAGCAGUCGUCGCAGUCGUCACAGAGCUCGGUGUCGGACGCGGAGAAGAAGCGGUGGGAGCUGCAGGCGCGGCUGUGGCGGGCGCGCGUGGAGGUGCAGCCGAGCAUCCCUAUACGCAUCUUUAGGGAGCCGGAGGAGUGUGUGGAGGUGGACGGGAUCUUGGAUAGACUGCAGGUGCCGAAGUAGGUGCGCGGACGCGGACGACUAUACUUGGUUUGUAGCUCACUGGGACCCUGAGUGGACAUUGUGUAUCAUGUACAUCGUAUGAUAGGAUUCCGUAGGACCUAAUACAUUCGUAUCUC
Trametes versicolor FP-101664 SS1 is the source of this 2471-nucleotide messenger RNA. RefSeq lists its product as uncharacterized. Lineage: Eukaryota; Fungi; Basidiomycota; Agaricomycetes; Polyporales; Polyporaceae. The transcript has 4 exons. Gene Ontology annotation, molecular function: phosphatidate phosphatase activity. The record is from RefSeq and is a predicted model, not a curated record. Gene Ontology annotation, cellular component: actin cortical patch. The coding region runs from base 1 to 2355 and encodes 784 amino acids.